This is a messenger RNA of Vanrija pseudolonga, 1087 nucleotides long. RefSeq lists its product as uncharacterized. Gene Ontology annotation, molecular function: SNAP receptor activity. Gene Ontology annotation, biological process: retrograde vesicle-mediated transport, Golgi to endoplasmic reticulum. Gene Ontology annotation, cellular component: SNARE complex; endoplasmic reticulum. The transcript has 5 exons. The record is from RefSeq and is a predicted model, not a curated record. Bases 8 to 1066 code for a protein of 352 amino acids. NCBI's taxonomy places the organism in Eukaryota, Fungi, Basidiomycota, Tremellomycetes, Trichosporonales, Trichosporonaceae.
CGCAACCAUGCUCGCACCAGUAACGGCACUCUCGCUCCUGUCGAUGGACCCGUCGCCCGCGGUACGCCGCUCGGCAUCGGCGGCCGCGGGGACGCGACACGGCCUCGUCAACCUCACGCGCCUCGUCGGUUCGCUCGACAAGCAGCGCCUCGAGCAGCAGCGAGACGGGCUGGACGGCGUGACGUGGCUCGAGAUCCAGAAGACGUGGGAGACGGUGCUCUAUGCGCGGGCUCUGCUCGGCGCGCUCAAGGGCGGCAAUGAGCAGUCCUCGACCACCCUCUCAUCGCUGAACUCACUCGAGGCGACGCUGUCAAAGGUUGAGACCCAUGUCCAGGGCGCCGCGAAGCGCACGAGCGCCCCGGCACCGGCCACAUCGCUGCCAUACCUCGAGCUCCCGACGCAGCUGCGGCCCACUGGUCCGCCAUCACCCGUCGCGCUGCUCGACGAGGCGGUGGCCACCACGCUGCCUGAGAUCGAGGCCGACGCGCUCCCGCCCGCGCUGGCGUCGGCACCAGUGACGCCAGGCGUCGAGCUGCCGUCUUUGAGCUUCACUGCUCCCAAGGCACCUGCCCCUCCAGCACCGUCACCCUCCCUCAACCGCGCCGCGUCGUCCAAGUCGUUCAGCACGACGACCUACUUUGCCAAGCGGGAGAAGGAGGACCGGCAGGGCGGCGAGGCUGGCCUCCUGCCGCUCAAGACGCAGUCUACAGCCAAUGACAAGGACCCGCUCGACUCAGAGGGCAUGCGCAAGCGGCUGAUGGGCGGCGCGAGCAACACGCUCGGCUCGGCACAGUUGCACGAGGAGCUGGGCGGGCAGCUCGUGGACAUGUCGCACCGGCUCAAGCUCAACGCGGUCCACUUUGCCAACUCGCUGGAAGAAGAAAAGGCGCUACUCGAGUCGUCGCAGGACGUCCUGGAGCGCAACCUCGAGACGACGAAGGAGUCAAAGGGCACCCUGUCCAAGGUGUCGUCCAAGGGCCGCGGCACGACGUGCCUCACCAUCGGCGUGGUGCUGCUUGUCAUUGUACUGUUUGUGUGGACGUACCUGCUCAUCAGGUUUACAUAGGCGUGUGCAUGCAUGUGUGGG